CUUUAGACGUUACUUUAUAUGGACUAAGGAGUUACACUUUUGCAAUGGGUGACUUGAUGAAAUUUGUUCGACAGCAGUUCUUUGAUAACAACUGGACUAAAUCUAUUGAUCCUGAUUCUCUUAAUGAAGAAAAACUGGAAUGUAUCGAUGCCUCUUUCAGUCAUAUGGAUGUAAAAUCAAAGUUGUGUUUACUCUUAGCUUUCAGCAACGUGAAACAAAGUACAGUACAACAGAUUAAUAAACAUAUCGAAAACAUAUUUCUCCAAGCUCUGGAUGAAGAAAACAAUCUUGUCAAAGCUGUCGCUACAAUUUUGCACAGUAAACAAACCCUUAACUACCUCAAUUUCGAUAUUUCGCCUACUAAUGAGGCUUUUGGGAAGAAUAUAGAUAAACUACUAAAAAGCGCUACUAAUUGGAAUACUGUAGAUACCCCUCUGCUAGCAGAAUAUUUGGGUCGUAAUGUUCUAGACAAAUUUCUUAAUUUGAAAGGAAAUGAUAAACCUCCAGCCAGUCUUCCAAAAUGUGGUUUCCAACGACGUGGAAAGCUGGAAUCAGAACAUUUGAAGGAAUCUUACCUCGAAAAAUUAAAGGAUGAAUGUCAGCGAAGACGUGUUCAUGUUCCAAUACCUGGAAGAAGCUUUGCUCGUCAAGAUGAAACGGAAGAUUCCGUUGCUGUUGAGGUGUCAGAUUCUACCUCAUUUUCCAGACGCAAAAGCACUUUUCCACGUAUAUCUGGUCAAAGUUCUGAUGAUCUAGAUUCAAAGCGAUCUUUGAUAUGGACUCGUGCCAAUAUAAAUAAAACCGGAAACAACAGCGAAAAUAGACCUAUUUCUACAAACGACAGAAUUAGUAGUCGGAGUCCUGCUAUGGCAGGCGUCAAGAAGCAUUCAGGAAUAAAAUUGCUAGAGUUUGAUGAACUACCUGCAUUCGGACCGAAAGCUAAACAACUUCGUAAAGAAAAAGAGCGCGAAACGAAAAUGAAACUUAAACAAGAGAAAGAGGAAAGAGCUCGUGAGAAUAAGGCCGCUCGAGAAGCUUCCAAAUUAGCUCGUCAGUCUGAACGACAGGCUUUACUUGAAGCUCGCAGACAAAAUAUGUCCAUCUCACCUCUAUGGUCAAAUAAUCAUCAAGAACUUUUGGAAAAUAAAACGGAGAUGCAAAGUAUGUCAUUGAACUCCAAUCCUAAAUUUAUGGGUUAUGAUCCAGGUGCCUUUGAAACUAAACCAUCUUUUACAGCUUCAUCGAAAAAUUUCCAGCAAGAUUCACUACAUAAGACAGAACCAAAUAAUCGUCAAUUCCCACUUCACCUUACAAGUUCAAAUUCAGACGUUUCAAAUCGCAUUAUUUCUCCCCAAAUAAAUACUGACAUUAAACCAGUCAUUCAUCAUCCGCUUCUGUCGACAUCUAUUUCUGUUGGUUCCAAAAAUAGUACAAUGUAUGUUGAGGAAGAAGAUGAUGAUGACGAUGAUGACAUGCUACAAAAUGGUGAAUCUGGAGUGUACACUCUUGGAUUCCCUAAGACUUUCAAUUUCAACUCACCUUUUAGUGCAAAUCUCACUGGUAUCCAAUCUUCUAGUUUCCCAUCUGGCCCUAUGACUUCAUUUUCCGGGACUCACUCAUCAAAUUCACAGUCGGUCAAUAACAUACCUGUCUCCAACUUAGGACAGACCCAUUUUGUUCAAUGUCUUCCUCCCAAUUAUUCUACUGUUUCAUUCUCUCCUGUAUCACAAACACUGAAUACACCUGUGAAUCACAUCAGACUUAUCAGACCUGGUAUUUCACAACCGAAUACAGGCGGCGUUGUUAAAGUGAUAAAUGCUCCAUCUGACUCACCGGUUCGAAUCAUUUGUGUAAUGGAUCCAAAUUCUUCUAAAAUUGCACCAAAUGCUAUGUUACAGUCUGGAAAACCUUUAAAUAUUAACAUGUCACAAGGCCAAAAUACGCAAAAUGAAAAUACCAACCAUGGAUUGUCUAAUAAUUUUUCACAGUCGUCGGAAUUCACGUAUCCUAUAUCUACUACUGGUGCGCAGGUAUUAUCUCCUCAACAAGUUGCAUCUAUCCCUUCAGAAUCAGUUCCUAGUAUGGUUGUCAACAGUUCCAUCCCAAUUUUACGUCCGAAACUUAAUUCAAGUAAUCCGUUAGUAUGUAUUGCUCCUCGUCCAAAUCGUUUAAUUCAAAUAAAUUCUACAAAUAAUAUCUGUGAAAAUACAGUUACUUCUCAACCAGUCAUCAAUUCAUCAGGAAGUAAUCAAAUAUACUUAUCACCAUCAUAUCCUAUACAACAUCAAACAUCAGUCAAUUUAAUUAGACCACCUAAUUCCACUACUGUUAUUGAUAAUAAACCUGUUGUGUUUGCAUCGACUCCAACACGCUUAACUUCACCACAAGUUCAAUCUCAACGACCUCAGCUUGUACAACGAUUUAGUGUUAUAGCACCGAAACCAACAGUUCAGUCUUCAGUAAAUCAAACGUAUGUUCAGAUAUUACCGCGACCUACAGCGACAACCGUUCAAGCAGCCAGACCACCUAAUUUGACUGUAAUAAGACCGUCAAAUCAAAGUAAAAUUCAUGUGGAUUCUUCUAAUGUAACACAAAAUACCACUAGUCACCAGGUUGUUGUAUCAAACGCAUAUACUAAUAAUGACACUGGCAACUCUAAUAUUAAUAUACCAAAUCCCUGUGAUAUAUCUCCCGUAUCUAUUACCACAAGUCUUCCAAACUACAACAUACACCUGGCGGAGACUUCAAAUACUAUGGUUCCUAAUGAAACAAAUCUUAUAAAUUCAUCACAACCUUCAUUAACAACGGUUACUGGCAAUAUUGUUAACGCGUCUACAAAUUUGUCAUCUGUGAAAAUUCAAGAUGAUUUAUGUUUAACCGAAUCACAAUUAAGUACAGUGCAAAGUUUAUUCCAAGAUGCAAAUCGCGUUACUCGACCUGAAAAAGCAAUGAUCAUAUCAUUCAUCGCUGGUUCAAGAGAUAAUCCACGUCCAGAGACUGGUCAAAUAACUCGUAUUCGUCUUAGUGAACAUAGAGAACGUGUUCUUAAUCAAAAUACUGGUCAACUAGUGGAUUUAGCUGUGGACACAUUUCUAACUAUGGAUUAUUCAACUGGAAAAUAUGAGAAAAUAAAAUGUUAUCGUAGUGAUACACCUGAAAAUCUUGUUAAUCUACCUUUACAUAGCAGUAUAUAAUGAUGAAGUAUUCUUUUAUGGUUUGCUUCUAUAUAUGUACUUUCACCACUGUCUUCUAUUACUUUCACUCUCUCUAUCUCUCACUUUUUUAUUUAUGCCUGUGUCAUGGUAUCUCAUUGACUAUUAUUGUUGUUAUUAUUAUUAUCACUACAACUGUUCUGUAUACAAUGAAUUUCUCUCUCAUUUUUAUUCAUCACCCCUCCUCUUCCAUAAUGUACAUCACGUGGCUUAACAACAACUAUCUUUUUGUCUAUCUAAUGAGAUGAAUAGUUAUCAUACGACACAUUAUAAUCCUUUUAUUUAUUUAUUUUGGUUUUUCUUAAUUUUCGAAAUUAUUUUUUUUAUUCUGCAAAAUAUUGCUUUCUCUUGUUCUCUCUCUUCCAUUUAUUUAAUUUUGGCUAUUUAGACUGAUUUACUGACAAUAUUUAUGCUGAUGCGUAUUGUGCUAAGCUCAAUUAAUUUAUAUGUUAAAAUUUCAAUGAUAGAUUUUCUUUCUAUUUGUUUAAACUUAAAGGAGUAUCGUUUGUUUUUUCUUAUUGCAACGUUUCAAUUUAUACACAUACUACUACUGCCACCAUCACACGUUCAUGUUAAUGUUAAUAAUAAUAGUUAAGAAUAGUACAGAUAAAUACACGAAUGACAAAGAGAGAGCUCGAGUUAAAGUAAUAAUUAAAUAAUACUACACUCCUUUUUCUCUCUCUCUCUCUAUAUAUAUAUAUAUAUAUAUAUAUAACUGUUUAAUAUGUUUGAGUUUUAUUUUCUAAAUGAAAAACUACUUUUCUAAAUUUUGCCAUUUUUAGAAAAACAUUGUGAAUUGUACAGCUAAUUGAUUAUAUAUAAACUACAGACAUGUCCACGUA
Messenger RNA from Schistosoma haematobium, 4054 nucleotides. Its product is annotated as Negative elongation factor A. The transcript is spliced from 8 exons. NCBI's taxonomy places the organism in Eukaryota, Metazoa, Platyhelminthes, Trematoda, Strigeidida, Schistosomatidae. The coding region runs from base 165 to 3194 and encodes 1009 amino acids. The record is from RefSeq and is a predicted model, not a curated record.